Messenger RNA from Stegastes partitus (bicolor damselfish), 5220 nucleotides. RefSeq names its product myomesin 1a (skelemin) (gene myom1a). Gene Ontology annotation, cellular component: M band. Gene Ontology annotation, biological process: sarcomere organization. The coding region runs from base 194 to 4747 and encodes 1517 amino acids. The transcript has 38 exons. The record is from RefSeq and is a predicted model, not a curated record. Lineage: Eukaryota; Metazoa; Chordata; Actinopteri; Pomacentridae. Gene Ontology annotation, molecular function: kinase binding.
UUUUGUUCUGUGGACUGCCUUCCUGUCCACUGCCCCUCACCCUGCUGCUUUGCCUGGAUCUGAACUUGCUUUAGCUCAUUUUGGAAUAACACACCCUUUCUCUUAUUUUCUACUGUUGUGGAUUGGUGGAUCUUUAACUGUGAGCUGGUAAAGUAAAGAACAGUGGUUAUAAGUUGGCGGAGUGGUCCUCAGGAUGUCACGAUCAUUACAAGUGACGCUGAAGCAGCAGCAGCAGCAGCAGCAGCAUCAACUGCAGGAGAAGCAGCAGCAGCAGCAGCAGCAACUUCAAUAUGAGAGCAGCUAUUACCUGAGCACCAAGUCAUCUGUUAGCCAGAAGUCGUUCUCGACUUACAAGACCAGCAGCCAUCGACUGAAGACCGCUGUGAAGACAGAGUUGGGGCAGGAGGUGGUUAAACUGAGCCCGCUGCCUAAGAGAGCCAAACGCACCUACCUGGCGAUGGACACGGACAAAGAAAUCAUUGGCUAUGUUGUUCCUGUAUUUAGAGCCGAUCAUGACGUGGUUCGGGGCCUGAUGGAGACCCGGGAGGAGGAUGCUACAGAGGAGGGGAUUAACUAUGUGGCCAUGAGGAACCUGUUUGUCAGGGAGGCUCAAGAGGCUCUGCAGGUCAAAGUGGAGAAGAAAACCAGAACAAAGCAUGUCAGAGAAUCCGCUACCCGCUUGGAAUUCGGAAGGACGAUGGAGGAAUGGUCCGAGUUUCGUAAGAAGAUGAACCCAGACAGCCUCACACACCGUCCAGAGUUUAUUGUGAAGCCCCGUGGACAGACGGUCUGGGAGGGCAAGACUGUCAAGCUGCACUGCACUGUGGCUGGUUGGCCCAAACCCAGGAUUGCCUGGUACAAAAACAACGUGCUCAUUGAUGCCAAAGCCCACUCUGAGAAGUACACAGCCGAGAGCAAUUACAACAUGCACUCCCUGGAGAUCAAGAACUGUGAUUUCUUGGACACCGCUAAGUAUAUGGUCUCUGCCCUCAAUGUGAAGGGGGAAGCUUCGUCUGUGGCCAAUAUUGUUAUCAAAAGGUUCCAAGAGGGAGAGGAAGCAGGCCCACUUGAUCCUAAGCCACAUGGUUUCAGUCCUGAGCAUGGUGUAACCUUUGAAACAGCCAUCAUUGACAAAUUUGAGGUGGCCUUUGGCAGUGAAGGGGAGACAAUGAGUCUGGGCUGCACCGUCAUCAUUUUUCCCACUGUGAAGAAGUACCAGCCUGAAGUGGUGUGGUACAGAAACUCUGUCCCCUUGAAGCCUUCCAAAUGGGUGCACACCCACUGGUCUGGGGAGCGCGCCACACUCACUCUUGUCCACCUUAACAAGGAAGACGAAGGCAUGUACACCCUGCGUGUCAACACCAAGUCUGGCUUUGAUUCCUACUCCGCCUACGUGUUUGUCAGAGAUGCGGAUGUGGAGGUGGAGGGGGUUCCCGUGGCUCCGCUGGAUGUGCGCUGUCAUGAUGCCAACAAGGACUAUGUGGUGGUAACCUGGAAGCAGCCAGCGGUGGAGGGCAGCAGCCCCAUCCUGGGAUACUAUAUCGACAGGUGUGAGGUGGGCACCCAUCACUGGGCUCAGUGUAAUGACAACCCAGUCAAGUACGCCCGCUUCCCUGUCACAGGACUGGUGGAGGGACGUUCUUACACCUUUAGGGUGCGGGCCUUGAACAAGGCAGGAGUCAGCCGUCCAUCCCGUGUCUCUGAGGCCGUGGUCGCCAUGGAUCCCUCUGACAGAGCCCGCCUCAGAGCUGGUCCCUCAGCACCGUGGACUGGGAUGAUCAAGUUCACAGAGGAGGAUUCAAGUGUCGGCGUGGUCCCUGGAGAACCCACUGACGUUGUGGUUACCGAGGCAACCAAGAGCUACGUGGUGCUGGCCUGGAAGCCCCCUGUGCAGAGGGGUCAUGAGGGAGUCAUGUAUUACAUAGAGAAGUGUAUGUCCGAGACAGACACCUGGCAGAGGGUGAACACCGGUAUGCCAGUCAAGUCUCCACGCUUUGCCCUGUUUGACCUGGCAGAGGGUAAAUCCUACAGCUUCCGCGUGCGCUGCUGCAACUCGGCUGGCGUGGGCGAGCCCUCUGAAUCCACAGGAGACAUCGUAGUUGGAGAUAAACUGGAUCUGCCGUCAGCUCCAGGCAGCCCAGUGGUCACCAGGAACACAGACACCUCUGUGGUGGUCUCCUGGGGGGCCUCUAAGGAUGUCAAACACUUGGCGGGCUACUAUAUUGAAUGCAGUGCAGUGGGAACAGAUGACUGGAUGCCCUGCAACAAUAAACCUGUCAAGCAGACCAGGUUUGUGUGCCAUGGCCUGACCACUGGGGCCAACCUUGUGUUUAGAGUGAAGGCAGUAAAUGCUGCUGGAUACAGCCAGAGCUCCUCUAAUUCUGAUGCUGUGGUUGUGCAGGCUGCCAUCUCCACGCCUGGGAAGCCCAGCGGUGUAACCCUGCUGGAGGCCGUCAAGGACUACAUGGUUGUGGGCUGGACUGCACCCGCUAACAACGGAGGAGCCGACAUCAGGGGAUAUUUUGUGGACUACAGAACCGUGAAGGGAGGCGUUGUUGGGAAAUGGCAUGAACUGAACCACCAGGCACUGACAACAACCUCAUACAAAGCUGAGAACCUGAAGGAGAACGUCUUCUACGAAUUCCAAGUGCGUGCAACGAACAUGGCAGGUUUGAGUAAAGCCUCUCUGCCCAGUGCAGCUCUGGAGUGCAAGGAAUGGACCAUUACUGUCCCAGGUAUUCCUGUUGGUCUUCAUGUGCUGGAGGUUCGUGACACCUCCGUUGUGGUUCUGUGGGAGCCACCUGUGUUUAAUGGCCGCACUCCUGUCAAUGGCUACUAUCUGGACAUCAAGGAGGUGUCUGCUGGCAGCGACGGCUGGAAGGCCGUGCACGAGAAGGCCAACAAGAUGAAAUACAUGAAGGUGACUGGGCUGAAGGCCGGUGCAUCCUACGUCUUCCGUGUGCGUGCUCAAAAUCUUGCUGGAGUUGGAAAUCCCUCAGCAGCCUUAGGUCCAAUCCUGGCCCAGACUCGUCCUGGCACCAAGGAGAUUUAUGUGGAUGUCGAUGAUGACGGAGUGAUUUCUAUGAUCUUCGAGUGCUCUGACAUGAAAGAGGGCUGUGAGUUUGUUUGGUCCAAGAAUUACCAGGAGAUCACUGACACUUCUCGCCUAACUAUUAUCACCGAAAAGGGCAAAUCCAGAGCAAUCUUCAACAGUCCCUCUCUGGAGGAUCUGGGCACCUUCUCCUGUAUGGUCACCAACACUGACGGCAUCUCCUCCAGCUACACACUCACUGAGGAGGGUCUUAGGCGUCUUCUGGACAUCAGCCACGAGCACAAGUUCCCUGUUAUUCCCUUCAAGAAUGAAAUGGCCAUGGAUCUGCUUGAGAAGGGUCGCGUGCGAUUCUGGACUCAGGUGGAGAAAUGCACCUCUGCCUGCCAAGUGGAGUAUGUCUUCAAUGACGUCAUCAUCACUCAGGGAAAGAAAUACACGAUGAACUUCGACAAGUCCACCGGCAUCAUUGAAAUGUUCAUGGACUCUCUGGAGGUCACCGAUGAAGGAACGUUCACCUUUAACCUGGUGGAUGGCAAGGCAAAGGGCACCACCAGUCUGGUGCUAAUUGGAGAUGAAUUCAGAGAGCUUCAGAAGAAAUCCGAAUUUGCGAGGGCAGAAUGGGUCAGGAAACAAGGUCCUCACUUUGUUGAAUACCUCGACUUUACUGUUACCCCAGCCUGUGAUGUGCUGUUGAAAUGCAAGAUCGGAAAUGUCAAACCAGAGACUGAGAUCAUUUGGUCUAAGGAUGCCAUUGAGAUUGCAGAGGAUGAUGAGGAUUCUAAGAAAAUUGAGAAGAAGGACGGCGAGCUGACCUUUAAUAUCGGAAAGUGGAUUAUUAAGCAAGAGCAAAAGAAAGAAAAAGAAGGGAAAAAACCACCAGCAGAAGACGUUCCCCCACCGCCAAGACCUAAAAUCUCUAAGCAAGAUGCGGGCAUUUAUGAGGUCUUCUUGAGGGACGAUAGAGGCAAAGACAAGAGCGCCUUCAGUCUGACAGAUGCAGGAUAUCAAGCUGUAAUGAAUGAGUUGUUCAGAGUUAUUGCCAACUCCUCCAGUGAAAUCAAUGUUCUCAGUACUGAGCAUGGCAUCGUCCUCUACUCCAUGGUCACAUACUACAAUGAGGACCUGCGUGUUGGUUGGCUCCACAAAGAUGGUAAGAUUGCUGCUUCAGAGAGAGUUAAGUCUGGUGUCACAGGAGAGCAGCUUUGGCUUAAGAUCAAUGAGCCCACUGAGAAGGACAAGGGCAAAUACACCAUGGACAUCUUUGAUGGCAAGGACGGAGUAAAGAGAGUCUUUGAUCUAAGUGGCAAGGCAUGGGAGGAAGCAUUUGAAGAAUUCCAAAGGCUCAAAGCGGCGGCAAUCGCAGAGAGAAACCGCGCUCGUGUGGUUGGAGGCUUGCCAGAUGUGGUUGCAAUCCAGGAAGGCAAGUCCCUGAACCUGACUGGCAACGUCUGGGGUGAGCCUCAGCCAGAGGUAUGCUGGAUGAAGAACGACAAGGAGCUCUUAUCUGACGACCGCUACAAACUCAAGUUUGAAGCGGGCAAGUUUGCCAGCAUCACAAUUGCAUCGGUCACUACAGCUGACUCUGGCAAAUACGCCCUUGUGGUGAAGAACAAAUACGGCAGAGAGGCUGGCGAGUUCACCGUCAGCGUGUACAACCCAGACGACGACGCCAGCAAGGAGGAGAAGAAAGACUAAAGGAUGAUGCAGUGUCAUGAAACCAAGAAGACAAGAAUAGCGACUGGGCUGUCUCCAAAGCAUUUUACCCCGGCACAUGCCGGUGCAACAAAGCAGUUAAAUAAACCAUGAAUCCAGCUGCUUCCUCCUGCGUCUUUCAUGUGCUGGGCUAAAGAGCUUUGGGCAUUGCUUGUCAAGGAAGCAAACAAUGGAGGUGGCACAGACAGAAUAAUUGUGUGCUUGUAGUUGCUUGACAUGUCUUCUGUCCCCUGUGGCCACCAUCAGCAGUUAAUGUAAUGUAUGGAGGAUGGUUGACCUGUCAUUAAUCGUUGUUUUAAAAACAGCAUGAAGGCCAGCAAAAGCGAAACACCAUCUUCUUAUAAUAAUAUUACAGUAUUAUGUUUGAGUCACCUUUAACCUCUUAAGCCAUGCCAUGCUGAGGUUUUCAUACUGUAAAAAAAAAACUUAAAAUAAAGAAAAAAUGUUGUCAUGAA